Molecule: messenger RNA, 1225 nt
Organism: Brachypodium distachyon (stiff brome)
Lineage: Eukaryota; Viridiplantae; Streptophyta; Magnoliopsida; Poales; Poaceae
Product: MADS-box transcription factor 51
Exons: 6
Coding region: 183-830 (215 amino acids)
Biological process (GO): regulation of transcription by RNA polymerase II
Molecular function (GO): RNA polymerase II cis-regulatory region sequence-specific DNA binding; DNA-binding transcription factor activity, RNA polymerase II-specific; protein dimerization activity
Source: RefSeq, a predicted model, not a curated record
ACACGCGUCCGAGCCCAACUCGAUGGAUCCUUCCCAGCCAAGAUUCCUGACCCGUGGGGAGCGAAUCCGGCAAAGCGACGGCGAAUGGAGGGGGGGGGAGAGAGCCAUGAGGGUUCGCUGCCGGCCUGGCCGCGGCAACUACAUAAGCCGCGCUCCUGCUGUUCGCGAGGAGGAGGAGGAGGAUGGGGCGGCAGCGUGGGCGCGUGGUGCUGCGGCGGAUCGAGGACCGGAGGCGGCGGAGGAUCUGCUUCCGGAAGCGGCGAGCGGGGCUGAUCAAGAAGGCGGAGGAGCUCGCCGUGCUCUGCGAGGCCGACGUCGGCCUCAUCGUCGUCAACCCCUUCGACCGCUCCUUCCACUGCUUCGCCGCGCCCGCCACUAUGGAAAACAUCAUGGCACGUCAUCAGAACUUCCCAGCCGUUAAAAAGAGAGGACAUGGCAGGAGCAUUCUUAAGCACGCGACAAAGAGCAGAGGCAAGGAUUUUCAACUUCCCAGGGCAAUAACAGAUAGAAGUCUGAACAUUGCUGACAUGUCAAUUGAUGAAUCAAAUAUAUCCCAAUUGACCAUGGACCAGCUCAGCCAAAUUGAAAGAAAAGUGGAAGAUGCACUAAGGAGUACGAAGGCAAGAAAGGGUAAAGCACUGCUUGAGGAGAGGGACUUGAUAAAGAGGAUCUCCGAGAAGGAGAAGAAGCAGGAGGGAGGAAUGUAUGGAGCUGGAUGCCAGCAGAGUGACGAGCAGGUGGAUGUGACGCUCAGGCUUGGCUUCGGCAUAGGCUAUGACAUUGGUUGCUCGCAUGGGCACCAAAAGCCAAUUAACCUCAACAUGCCGUGAGAGAAGCUCUCGGUGACAAGCCCCGUCAUGAGCUCAGUUGUUGCGGGUGACGCUGCAUCUGAAGCAUCUCCCCGUUAAUUUUCUGUAGUAGAUACUGUGCUGGAUGAAACAGAGAAGGAUAUACGGAUCUUCUCCAGACUUUACCAUAGCCAAUAUUUAGUUGGCUGAAGUUAAAUAUGCAACUAUCCAAAAUUACAAAACACGUGCACAGCACUUCACUCAAAUGUUUUUAGGGGUGGUUUAAAAACUUGUUCAGCCUAUGUGGAUUCUGUUGUGCUCAUUGGAGUGACUUCACAAAGAGUGCAAGUUGAGCACCAAAUUCAUGUUCUUAUCCAUGACUAUCAUAAAUAAAGACUCGACCAAUCAGGGACUAGCCCCUGGUGGCAUUUUCCCGA